Gastrolobium bilobum is the source of this 2570-nucleotide messenger RNA. Its product is annotated as calcium-dependent protein kinase 26. Gene Ontology annotation, biological process: peptidyl-serine phosphorylation; intracellular signal transduction; protein autophosphorylation. NCBI's taxonomy places the organism in Eukaryota, Viridiplantae, Streptophyta, Magnoliopsida, Fabales, Fabaceae. Gene Ontology annotation, molecular function: calcium ion binding; calcium/calmodulin-dependent protein kinase activity; calcium-dependent protein serine/threonine kinase activity. Bases 219 to 1892 code for a protein of 557 amino acids. The record is from RefSeq and is a predicted model, not a curated record. Gene Ontology annotation, cellular component: cytoplasm; nucleus. The transcript has 8 exons.
UUCUUUUAUUAUUAUUAUUAUCUUCUUUCUUUCUUUCUUUAUUUUAUUUUAUUGUUUUUGCUCCCAUCUUAGAUUUAUGUUGAUGUGAAAUGAAUAGAACGAAAUGAUGUUUUGAUAUUUUUGAUUUUGUUGGUGUGCUCAUAACACAGCACAGCGAAAGAAGAGAAGCUGAUGAGAGAUCGUUGAAUGAAUAUAUAAUAAUAAAUUUGUAUUGUUUCAUGGGCAACACAUGCCGUGGAUCUUUGAAAGGAAAAUAUAUUCAGGGCUUCUCACAGCCCGAAGACCAAUCCAAACGCACCAACACUCAUUCUGAUCGCUCCGAUCCAGAACAACCCUCAACAAAACACAAUCCCAAUUCUGCAGACAACAUUAACACCAACAACAACAACAACAAUAGCAACAAUCUACCUUUGAAGAAAGACAUCAUCAUGCGACGAGGUCUUGACAACCAAGCUUAUUAUGUGUUGGGUCAUAAGACUCCAAACAUUCGUGAUCUUUACACUCUUGGUCGUAAAUUAGGACAGGGACAAUUUGGGACCACUUAUUUAUGUACCGACAAUUCGACCUCUGUUGAAUAUGCUUGCAAAUCGAUCUCCAAGAGGAAGUUGAUUUCCAAGGAGGAUGUGGAGGAUGUUAGGAGGGAAAUUCAGAUAAUGCACCAUUUAGCUGGUCAUAAGAACAUUGUGACCAUUAAGGGUGCUUAUGAGGAUCCACUUUAUGUUCAUAUUGUCAUGGAGCUUUGUUCUGGGGGUGAGUUGUUUGAUCGCAUCAUCCAGAGGGGACACUAUACCGAAAGGAAAGCUGCGGAAUUGACCAAAAUCAUUGUUGGGGUUGUUGAGGCGUGUCAUUCACUUGGGGUUAUGCAUAGAGAUCUCAAGCCUGAAAACUUUUUGUUGGUUAAUAAAGAUGAUGAUUUCUCUCUUAAAGCUAUUGACUUUGGCCUUUCUGUUUUCUUCAAACCAGGUCAAGUUUUCACUGAUGUAGUUGGAAGCCCAUACUAUGUUGCUCCCGAGGUUCUCCUUAAGCAUUAUGGGCCUGAAGCAGAUGUGUGGACAGCGGGGGUCAUACUGUACAUAUUGCUUAGUGGUGUGCCACCAUUUUGGGCAGAAACCCAGCAGGGUAUAUUUGAUGCUGUGUUGAAGGGACAUAUAGAUUUUGACUCAGACCCAUGGCCUUUAAUAUCUGAUAGCGCAAAAGAUCUGAUUAAAAAAAUGCUGUCUUCUCGGCCUUCAGAACGGUUGACUGCUCAUCAAGUGUUAUGUCAUCCUUGGAUAUGCGAAAAUGGAGUUGCUCCGGACAGAUCACUGGACCCUGCUGUUCUUUCUCGUCUCAAACAGUUUUCUGCAAUGAAUAAGCUAAAGAAGAUGGCCCUGCGGGUGAUUGCUGAAAGUUUAUCUGAAGAGGAGAUUGCUGGUUUGAGAGAAAUGUUUCAGGCUAUGGAUACUGAUAACAGUGGUGCAAUCACUUUUGAUGAACUCAAAGCUGGUCUAAGAAGAUAUGGGUCUACCCUUAAGGAUACAGAAAUACGUGAUCUUAUGGAAGCGGCUGAUGUGGACAAUAGUGGAACUAUAGAUUACGGGGAGUUUAUUGCUGCUACAGUUCAUCUCAACAAACUAGAGCGUGAGGAACAUCUCAUUGCAGCAUUCCAAUAUUUUGACAAGGACGGCAGUGGUUAUAUUACAGUUGAUGAACUUCAAGCAGCUUGUGCAGAACAUAACAUGACUGAUGUUUUUCUUGAAGAUAUUAUUAAGGAAGUUGAUCAAGAUAAUGAUGGAAGGAUUGAUUAUGGUGAAUUUGCUGCCAUGAUGCAAAAAGGCAAUGCUGGAAUUGGUAGGAGGACUAUGCGCAACAGUCUGAAUUUGAGCAUGAGAGAUGCACCAGGUGCUCAUUAGCUUCCGAUUGUGCUCAUUAUGCACAGGUUGUACAGCAAAGCCAGAAAGAGAAAAAUGAAGCAUAACUCUACGAAAAAAAAUUGUUUCUUAUCCUGAUGACGGAUCCUAUCGCAUGAAAGAAAAAUCAGGAUUGUGGAUGCACUACCAUGACUCAUCAAGUGUUGCAUUUAUGUGCUGUAUGACUGCUACUGUCUUUGUAAACUUCAAUGUUAAGUGUUACAGUUAUUUUUUGUGUGCUUUCAUGUAGGGGCAUUCUAUUUAUAGUUGAAGUGGAAGGAUUUUGAUCUUUCAGGUUCUGAUUUUACGGAUGUAAAGUUUCACACGCAUGGACAUUAUGUAUUGGGUGAACUAAGAAGCCUAUUUGGAUUCUGUAGCAGCUCGUGCAUUGUGUUAAAGUGACAGUGGAAGCAUAUUAUAGCCCAGCUGGCUUCUUUUUUUUAUAAUUAAAUUCGUGAUUUUAAUAAUAAUUGUAUGGAGUAGGUUAUUCUAUCUAUAUAUUUUUUUUAUUAUCUUUAUCUACCACUCGACAACACAAUUAGAUCAGAAUCUCAAUAGAAGAGAAAUCAUAAAAGUAGUUGAGAUUAUGAUCUAAUGGUAUUGGAGAGUGGUAGGCAAAGGUCGGUAGAAUAAUCUAUCUCUGAUUAUAUUUGUAUUUGAAACUAAUAAACCGGUAAAUAU